This is a messenger RNA of Trichosurus vulpecula (common brushtail), 580 nucleotides long. RefSeq names its product PDZK1 interacting protein 1 (gene PDZK1IP1). Lineage: Eukaryota; Metazoa; Chordata; Mammalia; Diprotodontia; Phalangeridae. The record is from RefSeq and is a predicted model, not a curated record.
GUCUGGGGAAUCUGGAGCCAUGGAUGCAGGGCUUGAUCGCUGUGGCUGUAUUUCUGGCCCUUGUGGCUGUAGCUUUUGCUGUUAAUCACUUCUGGUGCCAGGAGGAUACGGAGCCUGUGACAGCAGUCACAUCGGUUGGAGGCAAAUCAGACGGGAACUUGGCAGGGGUGGAUGGAAGGUAUUCAACAAUGGCUUUGAACUUCAGGUCCAGCGAACACAAAAAUGCCUACGAGAAUGAGAAUGUGAUGGAAGACAUCCCGGGAGUCCGUAGCACCCCCAUGUGACCUUCCCAUCCCAUCUCCCCACCCCUCCCCAUUCCCCACCUGGGUGAACUUCACCAUCUCUGAAGGUUCCCUGGGUGCUUCUUGAAGAGAUCGCCACACAACUGUUUCCAAAUAAUGCCUAUUUUUCUUGUGUUUCAUCUGUAAGCCAUUCAUACCUUCUCGCUCCAUCUCUUGUCAAGGUUCAGUUUGGGGCCAGGGCCAGGGUUCAGGUUGGGACUGGGCUUGGGGGUCCAUCUGGAGUUUGGUACUGGGCUGGGAUCCUUCCAAGACUUUGGCGUCUACAGGGCUGAGCUUUC